GAAUGUGAAAUUACCGUUAAAUCGGAAUUGCAAGUGUGUACGCUAUUUCUUGUGUAUUUCCAAUGAGGUUUUAGCAAGGAAGCGCUUGUUAUUGUAUUUUUAGAGCAGAGUAUAGCUGAGCCAUCAGGAUGCCUUCUCGCAAGUAUGGCGUAGGGGAGCAAGUCAUGGUCAAAUGGCCGGGGAGUGCGCUGUGGUACCCGGCCAAGGUCUUGGCCAUUCAAGGCGAGGAAUACAGGGUCAAAUUUGAAGAGGGCACUGAAGAUGAGGUCACUGAAGACUACGUCAAGCCUGUGUCCUCAUUCAGGAGGCGUUCGCAGUCCAAAUCACCCUCCCGGCGACGGUCGCGCUCAAGAUCCCCGGCCCGUUCCCCGUCUAGGCAGCGAGUCUCCCGCAGCCCCAGUCGCAAGUCUGUGGCACAGACCUCUUCCGUCAGUAAACAGCGACAGCAGCAGCAGCGGCAACAACAGAAGACCAGCAGCAAGACAAUCACCACCACUGUGGUGACGCAGAGCAAGAGCCAACCCAAGCCCGACCUGACUCCAACCAGGACCCCGACCAGGACGCUCAUCACCUCCAGGAGCUCCACCGAGGUGCACACCUACACUACUCGAUCCUCCACUAAAUCAGGUCAGCAAACCUUGGAGCCCUUGGUGGAAUUCAAGACCGGCAGAGUCCCCAAAACUACCAGCUAUGAAUUUGGAGGACCCAUCGGCACCCUUUUCAUCAUGCUCACCCUGCCGCCGUUCAUCUACUACCUGUACUUCACCUGCAGCAAGGACAUCUGCAGGCUGCAGUUGCUGCCGGCCUUCUCCUACGACUGGAGAGAUUACUAUGACCGAGAGGCCUACUUGCUAUUCCUGGGCUGGAUAGCGCUGCAGGCGUUCUUCUACAUGCUUCCUGUCGGCUCAGUUGUGAAAGGCCUGCCUCUUCGCAAUGGACGUAGAUUGGAAUACAGGUUGAAUGGUUUCUUUGCUCUCAUCCUGAGCUUGAUCAUCUUCGGCGGUCUGGUCUACAAGAAGUACCCGGUCACUGUGGUCUGCGACAAGUUCCUGCCUCUCCUGACGGCGGCCCUCAUCUUUUCCCUGCUGCUGAGCGUGUACCUGUACCUCAAGGCCAGAAAGGCUCCUGGACAUGCCCUGGCUCCCAGCGGGAACUCAGGCAACGUUGUCUAUGAUUUCUUCAUGGGCCAUGAGCUCAACCCUCGCAUUGGAAGAUUUGACUUCAAGUUCUUCUGUGAGCUCCGGCCGGGACUCAUCGGUUGGGUACUGAUGGAUCUGGCCUUUGUGGUCAAAGUGUGGACAGACUUCCCUCAGAAUCCUCCCUGGCCGCUUCUCUUGCUGACCUUCUUCCAGCUUCUCUAUGUUGCUGACUCCUUGGUGUACGAGCAUGCCAUUCUCAGCACCAUGGACAUCAUCCACGACGGCUUUGGGUUCAUGCUGGUCUUUGGUGACCUGGUUUGGGUCCCCUUCACCUACACGCUGCAGGCUCGCUACCUGGCAGACAACAGCGGCAGCAUCAUGCCGGACUACUGUCUGGUGCUGACUUUCAUCCUGGGAAUUGCUGGCUACUAUGUCUUCCGUUCAUCAAACUCUCAGAAGAAUGCUUUCAGGGAGAACCCCUUUGCUAUCCAGUUUGCCAAUUCCAGCGUCCUGAUUACAGGGUCAGGCAAGCGUCUCUUGACAUCCGGCUGGUGGGGAUGGUUGCGUCACCCCAAUUACCUGGGAGAUCUCAUGAUGGCCCUGUCGUGGUCGCUCUGCUGCGGCUUUGGCAGCAUUGUUCCCUACUUCUACCCCAUCUACAUGCUGAUCCUACUGAUCCACCGUGAGAGGCGUGACUCCGCCCACUGUAGGCAGAAGUACGGCACUGUCUGGGCCAAAUACUGCGAGAUGGUCCCUUACCGGAUCUUCCCGCGCAUCUACUGAGACAGGGCAGAGAAGCCAUUAGAGAAGUCAUUAGUCCAUGUCACCACGACUGUCCAUGUGUUUAUCACACUGUGUGUCACUUUAUCAUUGUCAUUCAGGGAUUUUUCACAGCAGUACGUAACUUGUGUUUUUUUAAAGGUUAAUCAUUCCAUCUUUGCUGCAGUAUCUGCUUUUAUUGGGUUGAUGUUUUCUAAACUGUAAAAGCAAAAAAAAUUAUCGAGGAUAAGUGACAUAGGACGUGGUAUGGUAGUCUCUCCACAAGGUGUUUUUAGACUUAACUUUCCAGAAAAAAGAAUUCUACUUUGCUCUGCUUCAACUUUUUUUUUAUUGUUCAUUUUCAACUCAGUUGAUUUUUUUUGGGGGGGGUUCACGCAGUCCUCGUGGUUCUUGACAUUGUGAAGUUUCUCAUAGUGUGCUAAUAUUUGAAUGGAAAUUGUGCUAGGCUUUUGUAAAAUGUUUACAAGAUGUAAAGAUGAACGUGGCUUUGUUCUUUUAUGGUAAUCAGUAGUUUCUCGUGAUCGCUUCCACUUUCCAGGCCAAAAGGAGCGCUCCUGCUUUUGUUUUUGAAAAUAAUGUUUAUACUUGUACACAAGAAAGAGAUUGGUUAAUGGCGAAACACUUUUUCGUCUGGGUUAUUUCGAUUUGGGGAGUGCUAAAGUUUUUGCUGGCUUUCUCAUUUUUGUUUUAUACGGAUUGCACAGAAAAAAAAACUGCUCAUCUGUUUUUUGCCGUGUUUUGCAAUGUUUUAUGAUUUUGUUAUUUGUUUACUUUAGAAGCUGUGAGGAAUUUAGUUAGUGUCUUACGCUGCACAUGUAGCAACAGCGGUGUUGAGCAUUCAAAAGCUUGAUUUACUUGCAUGACGAUUUCUUUGUUAAAAUGUAUUGAUAACGGGUUUGUAGAAAUCAUUUUUUAGGAAAUAUUUGUCACUGGAUGUGCCCAUGUAUAUAAAUUGUGAUAUAUUAUUGACAGUCAUAGAAAGCAAUGGGGACGCUAGAUCCCAGAAUCGUAAAGAUUAAAAGGGAAGGAAGCAGUUAGGGCAAACAUUGCAGAUACAUGUAUCAAGGGCUGUGACUAAUAUUAAAAAUACAUCUUCAUGAAAGAAUUUAUCACAUAGACCGUUCUAGCAUCAAAAUUAAAAGAAAAUAGGGAGUUUUCCUAAAGUUUGGUCUUUCUGUCCAAUUGACAAAGGUACAUUACAGAGUAUUUCAUAACCUGAGGGAAUUUUUUAGUCUUAAAAAUGAUUUGUAAAUACCUGUAUCAUAUAUUGUAGAUGUUUGGUUGUCAGUGUAAUGAUUUCUGGUUUGAAAAAAAGGGAAGAAAAUAGACAACUGUCAGAAUUAGGUCAAUUAGAACUGCAUUUAGAGAGAUAUCUCAAACAGUUUUGUGAAUUUUCUUUUAGAAAUUACUUUAAUUCUUUUGAAUUCAAGUUCCUAGAAGGAACUGCGUUAUAUUCACCCCAAAUGAAAUUCACAGUUUGAAUGUAAAUAGAAUAUGAAUGGUAUGUACAGAGUAUUUUUAAAGCGACUUCCCUCAGUUACUUCUACAGGACUUCUUGGUGAGAUCUUUCUAAGAUAAUCCUUUGGUUUUUGUAGAUUUUACACACAAUUGUAAUUUUGGUGUAAGCUGUGAAUUUGUACAGUAGCAAUCAACUGUAUUUCAUGUCAAUUUGAAUUAAUUUGACCAGUGAAAUUACUCUAAUUUUCAUUUAACAGUAUUUGAUUUUUUUCUUUAGAAACAAAUAUUUGUUUUGAUUUCCGAUUAAUUUAAACGGUUUUGUUUGAAUUUUCAACUCUCUCACAUGAUAGAAUUUUUGUAUUCAUUUCAAGAGAGCAUUUCUCGAGUAGUUUCAUCGUUUUUCCUGUAUUUCUUGCGUCGAUGUACCGAGACUUUACCAAAGUGCCUACUAUAUCUGCGAUUAGUGUUUUAUCCCGAUCUGAAAUGUACAUUAGACCGUUUUUGAUAUAAUCAUAAUUAUUGUAUAUGUAGUCGGAUAGAUUUUGUUUUAGUGUAGGUGAAUGAAAUAAAAUUUGGGCGAUUAUAACCGGAA
Molecule: messenger RNA, 3969 nt
Organism: Acanthaster planci (crown-of-thorns starfish)
Lineage: Eukaryota; Metazoa; Echinodermata; Asteroidea; Valvatida; Acanthasteridae
Product: delta(14)-sterol reductase TM7SF2-like
Biological process (GO): cholesterol biosynthetic process
Cellular component (GO): nuclear inner membrane; endoplasmic reticulum membrane
Molecular function (GO): Delta14-sterol reductase activity
Source: RefSeq, a predicted model, not a curated record